AAGUGCCUCGGGGUCGCUGAGAUGGAACUGUGCUGGGCUAGGAUAGGAGGCUGCUCAGCAUAUAAAGCCGCCGUCCCCGCGGCUGCAAGGGUUUGCUUUUUAACUCCCUUGUGACCCUAGGGUUGAAGGGUUUCCGGUCGGAGGCCAUUAGAUGGGACACCCGGAAGGCGGAAGUCUUAGGACGGAAGUGGCCCAGAGGGACGGAGAAUGGCGAUGCGAGGCUGGAAUUGGCGCUGGGGCUGGGGCCGGCAGUGCCCGGGAAGGUCUGGGCUUACCGGCCCCGGCCCUGGCCCCAUUACACUUCUGUUUCUUCUUCUCCUAUUGCUGGGGCUGGUGGCUGCGGAUAUAACUGAUGGCAACAGUGAACACCUCAAGAGGGAGCAUUCGCUUAUCAAGCCCUACCAAGGGGUCGGUUCCAGCUCCAUGCCCCUCUGGGACUUCCAAGGCAGCACUAUACUCACGAGCCAGUACGUGCGUCUGACCCCUGACGAGCGCAGCAAAGAGGGCUCUAUCUGGAACCACCAGCCUUGCUUCCUCAAGGACUGGGAGAUGCAUGUCCACUUCAAAGUUCACGGUGCAGGGAAAAAGAAUCUCCAUGGAGAUGGCAUCGCCUUGUGGUACACCCGCGACCGCCUGGUGCCAGGACCUGUGUUUGGAAGCAAAGACAAGUUCCAUGGCUUAGCCAUCUUUCUGGACACGUAUCCCAAUGAUGAGACCACAGAGCGUGUAUUCCCGUACAUCUCGGUGAUGGUGAACAAUGGCUCCCUGUCCUACGACCACAGCAAGGAUGGCCGCUGGACCGAGCUGGCGGGCUGCACGGCUGACUUCCGCAACCGUGACCAUGACACCUUCCUGGCUGUGCGCUAUUCCCGGGGCCGGCUGACGGUGAUGACUGACCUGGAGGACAAGAACGAGUGGAAGAAUUGCAUUGACAUCACAGGAGUGCGUCUGCCCACUGGCUAUUACUUUGGAGCCUCGGCUGGCACUGGCGACCUGUCUGACAACCAUGACAUCAUCUCCAUGAAGCUGUUCCAGUUGAUGGUAGAGCACACACCUGAUGAGGAGAACAUUGACUGGACCAAGAUUGAGCCCAGCGUCAACUUCCUCAAAUCGCCCAAAGGGUCCUUUUUAAAGGAGUUUGAAACUCAAGCAUUUCUUCAGCUCUGGGAAAUUUUCUUCUAUUAUCAUUUAUUAUUUACUCUCCUGCUGAUGUGUUGUGACAGUUUUACACUGCCCCCAAAUUCUUUGAUGCUUCUUCCCAUCAAGAGGUAGGUUGUUCCCUCUCCUUGAGUGGGAGGCUUGUGAUCGUUUCCGUCAGUGGAGGGUGGCAGAAGUGAUGCACUGCGAUUCCAAGGCCAGGUCAUAGAGGCCAGGCCGCUUCGCCUGACUGACUGAGACGUUAGCUCUUGGAGCCACCAUGUGAGAAGCCCCACGACCUGAAACCCCAUGCUGGGGAGCCCUGUGCAGGCACUCUUGUUGACAGUGCCACUGGUGCCCAUCCACAGCCAUCGGCCGAGGUGCUGGACAUGCAAGAAAAGAAGCCAUCUGAGCUCCCACAGCAGCUAUUCAUCCUAGCAAAAGCCCAGGCAUCAUGGAGUGGAGAAGAGCUCACAGAUUCCUGUGUCUUCAAAUCCCCAACCCACAGAGUCCGUGAACAUAAAAAUGAUUGUUAUUUUAUACGUCUAAGCUUCGGGUUGGCCUUUUCUAUAGCAAUAGAUGAUUAGACCAAACACACAAACACAAUCCCCAGCAGUCCUCUCCAUCUCUAGUGAACUCCGGUUGGAGGCACAGGAAGGGAGAGGCCAUCGAUGUUGCCUUAGCCCUGGUCGUCUGUGUUCUUGUGCUUGCAGUCAUCUGACUGUUGGAAAACAGGCAUUUCCCAUUGCCUCAGGACUGUGCGAUCCACGUUCAUGACAUGGGCCUAAGGGCAUACUUGCCCCCUCUAUUAAACCAAGGAUGAGGUUUUUCUCAAAGUAGAAACCUAACAUCACAUUAGGAACUUAUUUUUUUCACCAAACAAAGAAAAAUCCCAGCUAAAGACAUAAUUGUGUGGGCUAAUUGAAAUAACUUAUAGGUAGUAUCAAUACUGUUUUUUUAUUUUAAAAUGUAUCAAGCAAUAUAUGCAAUAAUUAAAAAAUCAAAUAUAUCAAAGACUCCUAGCCACAACAAAAAGAACUACUCUCCCAUGAUACAGAAGCAGUGAUGUUCAACUCUUAGCUCUUUCUCCUAAUACUUUUGUAUUUCUAAGUUUCUAAGUGCUGUGUUUUUAUCUUAAUUAAAAAUUUUCAGCAUUGUA
Molecule: messenger RNA, 2296 nt
Organism: Manis javanica (Malayan pangolin)
Lineage: Eukaryota; Metazoa; Chordata; Mammalia; Pholidota; Manidae
Gene: LMAN2
Product: lectin, mannose binding 2
Biological process (GO): endoplasmic reticulum to Golgi vesicle-mediated transport
Cellular component (GO): endoplasmic reticulum-Golgi intermediate compartment; endoplasmic reticulum membrane; Golgi membrane
Molecular function (GO): D-mannose binding
Source: RefSeq, a predicted model, not a curated record